Messenger RNA from Tupaia belangeri chinensis (Chinese tree shrew), 2359 nucleotides. RefSeq names its product RAB2B, member RAS oncogene family (gene RAB2B). The coding region runs from base 207 to 857 and encodes 216 amino acids. The record is from RefSeq and is a predicted model, not a curated record. The transcript is spliced from 8 exons. Gene Ontology annotation, molecular function: GTP binding; GTPase activity. Lineage: Eukaryota; Metazoa; Chordata; Mammalia; Scandentia; Tupaiidae.
UGGCACGUAAAAGUGCUAGAGGCGUCUCCGGGGUGGUGUCGGGGAAUCCGGACCGAGUGAUUUCUGGGGAGAGCAGUAGAGACGUAAUCUGGGCUAGAGGGGCCGGAGAGGAAAACUAAGGAGAUCGGUAUAUUGAGUGGCUAGAGAGGUCGAAGGUAAGUGGCUGUAGAAGUCAGGCGGACUCGGAAUCCAGAAGAAUCGGGACCAUGACUUAUGCUUAUCUCUUCAAGUACAUCAUCAUCGGGGACACAGGUGUGGGGAAGUCGUGUCUCCUCCUGCAGUUUACAGACAAGCGGUUCCAGCCUGUCCACGACCUCACAAUAGGUGUGGAAUUUGGAGCCCGUAUGGUCAACAUUGAUGGAAAACAAAUCAAGCUGCAAAUCUGGGAUACGGCUGGGCAAGAAUCCUUCCGUUCUAUCACCCGUUCCUACUACAGGGGCGCGGCCGGAGCGCUGCUGGUGUAUGACAUUACAAGGCGUGAAACCUUCAACCACCUGACCUCAUGGUUAGAGGAUGCCCGGCAGCACUCUAGCUCCAACAUGGUUAUCAUGCUGAUUGGAAAUAAGAGUGAUCUAGAGUCUCGCAGGGAUGUGAAGAGAGAAGAAGGAGAGGCCUUUGCUAGGGAGCAUGGACUUAUAUUCAUGGAAACUUCAGCCAAAACAGCCUGUAAUGUUGAAGAGGCCUUCAUUAACACAGCCAAAGAAAUAUAUAGGAAAAUCCAGCAGGGUUUGUUUGAUGUCCACAAUGAGGCAAAUGGCAUCAAGAUUGGGCCCCAACAGUCAAUAUCAACAUCAGUGGGACCCAGCGCUUCCCAACGGAACUCUCGUGACAUAGGGUCCAACUCUGGCUGCUGCUGAACAUAUAUCCUGAGCCAUUCCUGGUACAGCUGCAGAUCAGUAGGCUUAAAGAAAGAGGUCUUACUUGCUUUGGCUGAGAGAGGCCUCUUUUCAAGGUGUGAUGCUUUGCCUUUCUACUAAAGGACCAGGAGAGAAUUUGGGCCCUUAUGACCUGUCCUUCUUCAGGGACAUGAGCAUUCCUUAUAGAUUAGGCCUCUUUCUUUAAUUUUUAAAAUGUUAGAUCAAAGUUACUGUCAGUAGUUCAAAAACAAAUACUUUCAUAAACAUAUACAAUAUGCUCCCCACCAAGAAUUAGUAACAAAGGUCAAAGACAUUCUGCUUGAAUACUUGUGAUUCCUAGAAUGUGGCUAGAACUUGGCUUCUCCGCCUAGGAAUUUCAUUGUAUUUAUUACUUCUUUGCCUUUGGGGGUCUACUUGCUACUUCCUAAGAGUUCUUGCAGAAGGCAGUUCCUUCUACUUGCUCAAGGAAGCGAAGUAUGUCCUUACUAGCCCAUUGCCAGUUUUUGUCUGUUAGAGUAGGUGUAAAAGUUUUAAGAGCAUUGGAGUUGGUCCUGGACCUCAAGCCACUUAUUAUUACCUAAAGAAAACAUCUGUUUUUAUUUUGUUUUAGGGACCAGAUCUAACAUUGCAAUGUUUUUCACCAAAUAAACUUUUGUUGUUUCAUCAUACUCAACUUAACUAGACCUAAAUAGACUUUCUACUGCAAUCAAGCUAACCUGCUUUCUGCAAAUGACGUAUUUAUUCCUACUUCCAUACCUUUGCACAUGCCCUACUCUUCACUAGCAUUAUACUUAAAAGUCCCCCAAUUUUUUCUUUAAGAAGCUUUCAGUGACUGACCGAAGGGACUUUUAAGCGAUUAUUGAUGAAGUAACAUUGACUUCAUGUUGGUCAUUCAUAUGUAUAUUUAUCUAUAUAUUGCUCUGUAAAUAUGUUUUGUAGUUGUUUUAUGUAUGGAAUCUGUCUCUCCAUAGAGCUUAUAUGAGAGCAGGAUCCAUGUCAUCCCUUUAUUUUUAUAAACCACUCCCCCGCCAUUUCUUCACAAUGCCUAGUGCUUUGCAUUAUGUGAUCAUUGAAUUUGACUGACAUGCUUUAAAACGUAAGGUUUAUUUUAGACUUUAAAAGAAACAAAAGGCCUUAAAGUGAUCUCUUUGUAAGUCUAUCUCAGUCUCUUACAUUGGCUUACCACGGGUAUGAUAUAUUGUUCUCCCUUUCUUCUCCCUUUCCCUGGCGUUUUGCCUACAUUCCAUGUGGCAUUCAGUAAGGCCUGCCACCUCCCAAUCAGUUAAAUAAGUAGGAAUUUCUUCAGCUAUUCUUUUCAUAGCAUAUAAUUCCCUUAACCAAAUUUGCCUUUAUUUCACUUACCAUGCAGUUUUCUGGGUGAGUUUCUGUAUCUUUUUCCUUGAUGUACCAUUCUCUUGCACAGCACUGAGGUCUCAUGAAUUUUUAUAUUGUUCAUUGUUGUUGAUGAAUUGUUUUAUUAUUAAAUAUAUACGUGUAUCCAA